UAAAUCGGUACAAGAUGGCGGAGGGGGACGAGGCAGCGCGAAGGCAGCAGCAGCACCAGGGGCUGAGGCGCCGGCGGCAGACUAGCGACCCGAGCGUCGGGGUGAACCACGUCUCGUCCACGACCUCCCUAGGUGAGGAUUUUGAAGAUGAUGACCUAGUAAACUCAGAUGAGGUUAUGAAGAAGCCAUGUCCAGUGCAGAUUGUUCUUGCUCAUGAAGAUGACCAUAACUUUGAGCUUGAUGAAGAGGCCUUGGAGCAGAUACUGCUACAGGAGCACAUUCGGGAUCUUAACAUAGUCGUGGUGUCUGUGGCAGGAGCUUUUCGGAAAGGAAAAUCAUUUCUCCUGGACUUUAUGCUUAGAUAUAUGUAUAACAAGGAUUCUCAAAGUUGGAUUGGUGGAAACAAUGAACCGUUAACUGGCUUUACAUGGCGAGGUGGUUGUGAAAGAGAAACAACAGGCAUACAAGUUUGGAAUGAAGUAUUUGUGAUUGACAGACCUAAUGGAACAAAAGUGGCUGUGCUGCUAAUGGAUACCCAGGGUGCCUUUGACAGCCAAUCAACGAUUAAAGACUGUGCAACAGUGUUUGCUCUGAGCACUAUGACUAGCUCUGUCCAGGUAUAUAAUUUGUCCCAGAAUAUUCAAGAAGAUGAUCUUCAACACUUACAAUUAUUUACAGAGUAUGGAAGACUUGCAAUGGAAGAGAUCUACCAGAAGCCAUUUCAGACCUUAAUGUUUUUGAUUCGAGAUUGGAGUUAUCCUUACGAACAUUCAUAUGGUUUGGAAGGUGGAAAACAAUUCCUUGAAAAGAGAUUGCAGGUAAAGCAGAACCAGCAUGAGGAGUUGCAAAAUGUCAGGAAGCACAUCCACAACUGUUUUUCAAAUCUGGGUUGCUUCCUUUUACCACAUCCUGGUCUUAAAGUCGCGACCAAUCCUAGUUUUGAUGGACGACUGAAAGAUAUCGAUGAAGACUUUAAACGGGAGCUUCGAAAUCUGGUUCCAUUGCUGCUUGCUCCUGAAAAUCUGGUUGAGAAGGAGAUAAGUGGAUCUAAAGUUACUUGUAGAGAUCUUGUCGAGUAUUUUAAGGCAUACAUUAAAAUAUAUCAAGGAGAGGAACUACCACAUCCAAAGUCUAUGCUUCAGGCAACAGCCGAGGCUAAUAACCUUGCUGCAGUAGCAGGAGCAAGAGACCUCUAUUGUAAAAGUAUGGAGCAGGUGUGUGGUGGUGAUAAGCCUUACAUCGCACCUUCAGAUUUGGAGCGAAAACACCUGGAUCUCAAGGAAGUGGCACUCAAACAGUUUCGUUCUGUGAAAAAAAUGGGUGGAGAUGAAUUUUGCCGUCGUUAUCAGGACCAGCUUGAAGCUGAAAUCGAAGAAACCUAUGCAAAUUUUAUAAAGCACAAUGAUGGCAAAAAUAUCUUCUAUGCUGCUCGUACCCCUGCCACGCUGUUUGCAGUCAUGUUUGCUAUGUAUAUAAUCUCAGGACUGACUGGCUUCAUCGGCCUAAGCUCUCUAGCCGUCAUAUGUAACCUUGUCAUGGGGCUAGCACUGACGUCCCUUUGUACAUGGGCAUAUGUUAAGUACUCUGGGGAGUUCAGAGAAAUCGGAACAAUGAUUGAUCAGAUUGCUGAAACACUCUGGGAACAGGUAUUGAAGCCCCUGGGUGAUAAUUUGAUGGAGGAAAACAUAAGGCAGUCUGUAACAAACUCUAUCAAAGCAGGCCUGACUGACCAGGUGUCUCAUCAUGCCCGAUUAAAGACAGACUGACAGUUCAUCUCCUCAUGGACUCCACUCUUUUUUUCAUGCUUGCUGUACAAUGAGAACUCAAAUAAAAAUAAACCAAAGUUUACAAUCAACUGUAGAAGUAGUUUAGUAUAACUGGCUUCACAGAUGGCUGCCACAGAGUGUGAACAUUGUUUGUUGGUUUCCAGCCGCCUUCUGGUGUCUCCUUAGACCUGGAGACGACUGAGGAGCAUUAGUUUAUCAUGCACAUUUGUGCCAUGUUUUAUUCUUUUCUUUUUACUGAAUCUAAUGUUAGUGAAAUUUGUCUUAUGUAAAAGGAUAUUUCAGGGAAAUAUUUUAAGAAAUCUAUUUAGAGUCUCUUUAAUAUAGUGUCCCAUUGAAAUUUUCAUUUUUAGAGAAUUUAUGAAUCACUGUAUCAAGAAUCAGAUCAGAAUGACAAUGAAGCCUUUAUUGAGCCACUACAUGAAAAGUGUAUAUUGCUUUACUGCCUUCAAUGCCAGUAUUACAUAAAUGCAUGUAUCAGAAACGUCACAGAAAUCACAUGACAACUCUAUAGCUGAGAAGGUAAUUCUGAGGUGUACAUUUGUCUUGCCUUUUAAAAUUUGUAAACCUGCCCUGAAAGGAGAUGCAUAUCUGGGAAACUUAACUGUCUUUUCGCAGUUUAGCCUUCAUGUACAUAAAAUAUGCCAUUAAUUUUAUUGGGGGAGAAAUUCCAUCCAAAAAUGUUGCCUACAGCUAUGAGUUAAGAGUGUCUGUACAGUGUGUAGUUUUUAUUUUCUAAAAAUCACAGGUAGGGCAUGUAUAUGAAUUAUAAAUAUAUAAAUACAAUUUUGUAUUAAAAGUUUUUGUAGUUUAUGGCAAAAUCUGGUUCUGUGGUAGGCUAAGUACAGUCCCUGUGAAAGGAAUGUUUGUGGCUCAUGUCAGUGUAUGAAUGCAUAGACAAUUUGAAGUUUUGAUAUAUUUGUGAUAUUUAUCUUCCUUGAGCACUGCAAUCUCACCCCAAGGGAAUUCAAUGGGAAUGUUUUAUUGUGACUUGUCCUCUGUUGCAUUUUAAAGUUAUUUCCUGUAAUUUAUUUUCAGUACAUAAUUAAAAAUUUGUUGUAUAUAUAAAA
Molecule: messenger RNA, 2854 nt
Organism: Chionomys nivalis (European snow vole)
Lineage: Eukaryota; Metazoa; Chordata; Mammalia; Rodentia; Cricetidae
Gene: Atl2
Product: atlastin GTPase 2
Exons: 13
Coding region: 15-1766 (583 amino acids)
Biological process (GO): endoplasmic reticulum organization; protein homooligomerization
Molecular function (GO): GTP binding; GTPase activity
Source: RefSeq, a predicted model, not a curated record